This is a messenger RNA of Anisakis simplex (herring worm), 822 nucleotides long. The record is from the annotation of a GenBank genome assembly. NCBI's taxonomy places the organism in Eukaryota, Metazoa, Nematoda, Chromadorea, Rhabditida, Anisakidae.
UCAUCAAAAAAUGAUGUGGGUUUGAAGUUGAUCAACCCCAAUGCCUCGGAUGCGCUCGUUUCAAAUCCAGAGCAAGGUACCUCGUGCUCCACGUCAACGUUACCAUGCCCAACAACCUCUUCAACUCCGUCAUCCUCAUCAGCGUGUGCACUAACGCAUCACUGUGGACGUCCGUUUUGUAAACUCAAGAAACGAAUGCAUUACCACUGUAAUUUCUGUGAGCAAGGCUUUGGUAACAUCGAACGUUUGGUGCCACAUCUGCACAAGCAUUACGCUUCGAAUCAAUCCGUAUCUCCGGCUCUCCUAGGCAAACUUUUCACUUUCCAAUCAUCACCAUCAAUGCUCACAAUGAUUCCCAACCAAUUCACUGGCGACACUCGAACCCAGUCCCGUCACUUCACUGAUUCUGCUGAUAGCAGUCUAUCAUCACUAUCGACUUGUUCUGAUCCGGUAACUCUCUGUACUAAUAACGCCUCACCAGCCACCGCGUCUACAUCAUCGAUGGGGAAUCCAAAGAGUGGCUCAAAACUGCAGAAAACUCUGGAGCCGGAUUGGUCAUACGGCCGAAUCAGUGCCACCAAGCCAUUGGUGUUUGUAAAUGGGAAGAGCAGAACUGGUGCGAAUAGCUCGAAGUUGGCUGACAAUCAGCUGGCCAACUCAGUCGGUAGAAAUCCAGCAAAACGUGGCAGCAAAUCUGAUUGUUCGACAGCGUUUAGUCAGGGCAAUUUGACAAAAGCUACGUUUGGGUCAUCGACUAAUAAUAACAAACGAUUCAAAUUCGUUGAUUGCACACUGGAAGCGAUGGAAGCUGUUUCGAGGUGA